CGAGAUUUGACUGUAUAUAAGAAACAUGUUAUUGGUAUCAUGAUUAUUUGCGUGGGCCUCGCAUUGGUUAGCACCGAGCAGUCUUUUGAUGGUCGCCUUCGCUUUACUUAAAUGAGGUCAGCGCUACAGAGCUGGACUGGGCCACGGUCAUUCGCUGUGUCCCACGGGACCGUGCCCGUUGAGCUAGACCUCGAUACCACGGGAUUGUUCAGUUGAACAGGUGUGGAGCAGGUGCAUGCUGUUACACAUUCCCAGCAAAGUUCUGAGAAAGGUAAUACUAGAGAGACUGAAGGAGGUAAUAGACAAAAGACUGAGACCAGAACAAGCAGGGCUUCACCAGUAUAAAUCAUGUACUGACCACAUCGCCACUGUCCAUAUCAUUGAGCAAUCUAUCGAAUGGUAAUCCUCCAUUUAUAUAACUUUUGUGGAUUCUGAGAAGGCCUUCAACAGUGUAGAUAGGGACAACAUAUAGAGGCAGAUGAACAACUAAUUCCUCCUAAGCUCACAAACAUUACCCAGGGGUUGUACGAAGACUUAUCCUGCAUAGUUAUCCACAACAGCAAACUCACCAAACCUUUAAUAGUGAAGACUAGCAUAAUAAGACAGGUUGCAUAUUAUUGUCCAUCAAUUUUCCUGAUGUAUAGACUGGAUGGCAUGUGGAUUGGCAGCUAAUAAAUUUACAAACUACUUGUCAGCAAAUUUGUACAUGUUGGUACAUCGUUAACCCUGACUGACAGUUAUAUCCCAUAUAUUAACAUCCCAUUUUAGUUAACUGAUAAAGAUAGUGCCUGCAUUUUCAUGUUGUUGGGGAAUGAGGUGUUAGAUACCUCUUGGGGCCAGCUUUAAGUGAGGGAGGUGCCGAUCUCUCCCCUGCUUCUUUAUGUUCCCCAACCCUCUUUGGAGUCAAGUACCCAUUUCUGCCAGCUAGGUUGACUGGGGGAAGUGUAUUGCGCUACAUGGAUAUCUAACCAGAUCACCUCUUAGUUUGGGUGCCAGUGCUCUAUCCACUUGGCUAACCAUUCUCCCCCAUCAUUGACCCAGCAGGCAGGAUUGGGUACCUGAUGCCAAAGAGGGCUGGGGAAGGUAAGGUAGAGAGGGAGAGGAUAUGGGUACUGCUCUUCUGUAAAGUUGGCCCCAAGGAAAGUAAGGUCUCCAAUACCUCACUCCCUGACAACCCAAAAAAGGUCGGUGAUGGAUUUCUGCAAACCUGUGUGUGGUUCUUAAUCCUUGUGUCUACAUCAUCUGUGCACCUGGAGCAAUUUUACGAGACCUCCCUUCAUCCUUAAAGAAUUAUAACCUUUGACCUCUAUAUCUGUGACUGGCAUCUGCUGUGAAGGUUCAGCAAGGCUGUGGAUUGCAUGAGCAUAGCAGGGUACUACAUGACAUAGUCCUGGGCUGGCUAAGAGACAGCGCGAGUGUCUCUGGCUGGUUUGUGGAAUGGCCCAUAGGCGUCACAAUCGUAUUAGGGAUAGAAGAGAAUACGAUCACUAUAGUAGUGACACAGAAGAAUAUUCAGAGACGGAGGACCACCAUUCCAGGAAAACUUGCAUCAAGAGAACAAGCUCCAUUGAUCCACCUCGGUCCAAACCGUGCCUAGUGAACCGCACAAGGUCUAUGAGCCUGGACAACACCAGUAGUAAUGAGGAUUGUGGGCCUGAGCCUCGUAGCACCAGUCCCUCUGUUGCUGCUGCCAUAGCGCGAGCUGCUGCAAUGACGUCUAAUUUUCGAGAUGUCGAAAACAAGCAAACAGGGGUCUACAGGCCACACAACCUGGUGUUGCCGCAACCUCAUUAUUAUACCAGCAAUAUAUCAGGUCAUGCCGGCUGCCGGGGUGAUCACUGCAAGGCUGUGGAGUGGAUCGAACCAAUCUUUUGUUCCAGUCCCCGGCCAACAAGCUCUGGGAAGCUGACCCUGGUUGUAGAUGACACUCGAUUUAUCGUAGAUGCUGAGCUGUUCAAGCCCCAUCCUGAGACCAUGCUUGGCAGAAUGUUCACUUCAUCACUUGAAAACAACUUCACAAGACCCAAUGAACGGGGUGAAUAUGAAGUUGCUGAAGGGAUCUCAGCCACAAUUUUUAGGGCCAUUUUGGACUUCUACAAAUCUGGCAAAGUAUUCUGUCCUCCAUGCGUUCCAGUUCAGGAGCUGAGGGAGGCCUGUGACUAUCUGCUCAUUCCAUUCAAUGCUGAAACCAUCAAGUGCCAAAAUCUCAGGGGCCUCCUACAUGAAUUGUCUAAUGAUGGUGCACGCCAGCAGUUUGAAGAAUAUCUUGAAGAGCUUAUUUUACCGCUUAUGGUGAAGUCUGCUAACCGUGGCGACAGAGAGUGUCACAUAGUAGUGCUUAUGGACGAUGAUGUGCUGGAAUGGGAUGAAGAGUAUCCUCCUCAGAUGGGGGAAGAGUACACUCAGAUAAUCAACAGCACAUGUAUGAACCGAUUCUGCCGUUACAUUGAAAACCGCAAUGUGGCCAAGCAGGUGUUGAAGGAAAGAGGCUUGAAAAAAAUCCGCCUAGGAAUAGAAGGCUAUCCUACAUACAAAGAAAAAAUCAAAAGGCGUCCAGGGGGCAGAGCUGAAGUGAUAUACAACUAUGUCCAGAGGCCGUUUCUUCGCAUGUCUUGGGAAAAAGAAGAGGCCAAGAGUAGGCAUGUUGAUUUUCAGUGUGUUCGCAGCAAGUCUAUCACUAAUCUGAACACAGCAGGGGAUCCUGGGGCCACCCAUGUUGACCACCCGCAGCCAAUUGUGGAGCAGGCUCAAGAUGGUACUAUCAACGUCAUACCACCUCAACCAUCGCCAUCAGAGCCAUACCCAGAAGUUCAGUUGCCACCUGAUGUGGAUUAAGUCAGUGCUGGUGUCUUCUCUGGAAAUAUGCGGCAUUAGCCGUAUCUGCCAGUCAGUCCUGCUAAUACUAAGUCAGUCCCUUAAUCUCACCCACUUGUUAAUCUGCGGCAUCCUGUUUAAAGUUUUGCAAACAUGUGGCCUUCAUCUCCACCUAUUUUCUUUGUUACCUCCCUCUGCCCUUAUAUUUUGACCAACGUGAGACAUUUUCCUUCCCUUAACAGCAGCUUUGGCAAAUAAAACAAACCUUUGUUUUCACAAUAGUCAUCAGACUUCCCACACAGCUCCUUACCCCUCCCAUUUGUCUGCCACAGUUGAAUUUCAAUUUCUGCUUCAGUGAAAAGUUCUUAAAACAGAAACUGCCUCGUGCAUCAAGGUUAUAUGUGGUGUGAUUUGUUGGCUUCAUGCAAGAGAACUGCCUGUUAAAAGCUUAUUCCAGAUGAUUCCUGGUGGUAAAUGGAAAAGAAAUUUUGCAGAUUUGCUGCACUUGUAGUGCCUUGGACUGACGGCUUUGUUCGUCGGAUGAUAGUCUGCUAAACUUACCUCCAGAUCUUGCCAGCAGUGUGUGUUCGAAAUGCAUGACCUCAUCAGAUGUUGUCAUAGAGGUGGGGAAUAUGCCAUAUUCACAUCACCAGUGCUGGACUGUUACUGUUGGCAGCAUGUGGGUGUUGCCAAAGCAGAUGGGUGUGUGCUGAAGUUUUGUUUUUCUUUUCAUAGUCAAACAAAUCCAGAACUCAUGCAAUACACAGCUUUUGCUUGGACCACUCUAAGGUUCCUUCUAAAAGUGGAUUUCAUAUUGAUGUUUUUAUUUUAACCUUAUUUCUGUGAUGCCUAAAUGGAAAAAUCUUACUGAAUGCCUGUGUCGGGUAUGCUUAAUGUAUUGUGCAUGAAAGCAUAAACAGAUUUUUCUUUGCAAUGGUAAAUUGUUCGCUUGUUUGAGGGGGUUUUCUUCCUCUCUCUCUCAUACCUUGUAUUAACAUAAGUAGAUAAAAUUUGUCAGAUACAGUGUUAGGCUAUGGUCACCUGGUGUGACAAAUUUUUGUGUGUAAGUUAUAUAAACAUACUGGCAUUACAAAUAGAUUACAUUUUAAAGUAGAACACAAGUUAUUGCUUGAGUUAGUAUGUCAUCAGUUGUUUUUUUUUAAAACUAAUAAAGCAUGAUUCAUGUCAAUGUUUUUGAAAGAAUUUCUCAAAUUCAGCCAUUCAAGUAAAUAUUAAAAUUAAAUAGCACAUUAUUUUUGUGAAGUAUAUUUAUAACAUGCAAUUUAUGGCAUGCUUAGCUAUGAAAACAGAAAUAUCUUUAAAAGUUUAUAUUUCAUUCAAUUUGUUAUUGGUAAAUAACAGUGGCUUUACACUUAGCAAAACAUAACGGAAAUCGCAGGUAACAUAGAAAGAGUAAAGCAAUCAUUAAUUAGUAGUGGUUGCUAUGGGUAGUGAACUGGAUUACAGAUGCUUCAUGGCUGCUGACAAAACGUCCCAGUCAAUAAAUUCCUUAGUAAUAAAAUGUCUUGUUUGCUGUAGUAUCAACAUGAGGAGGGCCAACAAUUUUUUAAAAUCAAUUUGAUUUCUGUAUUUUUUUUAUUUUUUUUUUUUUUGGUCUUUUAAGCUCUUUAACUGUAUCAAAGUUGAAGAAUCACUGGUGUUUGCAAGAAAUCAGCAGUACCUAGUCAUGGCAAAAUAGUGCCGGCAAUAAGAGGUUUCGAACUAUCAGUUAUCAGCAUGUUUAGCAUAAAUCAUGGACUGACUAGAAUUGGCCAUUAAACAGUCUCAAGAGUCAAUUGUACAAGAGACAUGCAGUCCACCGUGGGAGACGACUGAGGAUAUAGUGCUAAUCAUUAAAGAGAGGUAAUCUUUGACCACAAAAGCAGUGUGAUGUGGUCUUAAUUAAAAAUAGUGUUCAUGGUACUAAGUUGAAGGAAAUGAGUCCAUUUGAGGGUACAUGAGUUUGUCAACCCAUUUCUAAGAACAGAGUCCAAUUUUUAUUGAAACAGUUGAGCAUCCAAAAAACAACUUUUUAGUCACAAUUUGAACAUGGUAGUUAGUGAUAUUUAUGAGAUUAUGAAGUAGAUGCAUGACAGGUAUAUAAGAGAUUGGUCUAGAUUUGUAAAUGUAUUCUGGGAAUUCCUAGAGUAGAUUUGCUUAUCAUGUGAACGUUUAUUUGGUGGAGCGAUUUGUAAUGCAACAGUAUAAAAUUGUGCCAUGUACAGAUUUGAAGAGUUCACCUCCUCUUAUUAUUUUGCAUGUGUGUGUGGAAAGCAUAUACUGAAAUAAACCAACCUUUUUUUUUAUAGAAAGUAUACUAAUUUAAAUCCAAGUUUGUGUGCCUAAAAUGUGACGUAAACAAAGUGAAAAGUAUGGCUGAUAAAACAGGUUCUGCUGCUUCAUGUAUCGGGGAGAAAAAAAUGUCAGGCAGUCAGUCUCAUUCCACCGUGCUUUAAACAUCUUUCAAGAUGAUUUUGUGAUAUGUGUUGGUGUGAUUUUCCAUAUUGCUUGGAUUGUUUUGAGUGCAUUGAUAGGACAUAAUCAUUUUUACAAUAUCAUAGCUUUCAAUACCACAGUGCUAAAGGAGGAAAAACAACAAAAUGUUCAAAACUUGGGUGGGGGGGGAAGCAUCAAACAUCGCAGCUAAAAAAUGAGAAAUUUGAAUAGUUUUUAGACAUAAUUUUGAGAUUAUAACAAGUUUUGUGCAAAUAUAAAAAUUGCUUUGUAAGUCUUAAAUUUCUUGUUGAAUAACAAUCUUUUUCACAUUAGAAGUCAUGUUCUAGCUUUUUGAAUUUUUUUUUUUUUUUUUUUUUAGUUUCUCCUUUGAUUGCUUUGAGAUUAACAUGGUGCACUUUCUGUGUACCAUGGCUGUCAAGUGUUCUGUCGUAAUUUGAAAGAUGACGAAGCAAACAUUUGCUAAAGAAAUUUAAAAAACAUGAAACAGCAUUAUUUUUCACAUUUUUUUUUUUCAUCCAGAUUAUUGCUUAUUUGAACUCUUUGGAGAGUCAAUAAUGAAACGGGGAUAAUGACUCCAGUUUGCAAUAGAGUAGAAAGGUAUAAACACUUUCUAUAUGUACUCAUACAGCUCUAACAUGUUGGAUCAUUGUGGUGAAACUUGGAAGUUUCUUAAUUAGACAGUGAUGCGGGUCUUUUAAUUAGUUUAAUCAUGCUUUUUUGUUUUUUUUAUCUCCCUUGUGAUUUGUUUUGAGCAGUUUUAUUUCAGUUUUUGCUAGGCAGAAAAAGAGCUUUGAAGCAAAAGCAGUUUGGUUAAGCAAAUUUUGUGACUUGGAACUGCUGAAUGCAAUUGCUCAGCUUUUUAUGAAUACCUGCUUGUAAGUAAAACAUUGUCCAUUGUUUAACACACUGCACCCAAGGUAUUUACUGCAGUGGUAAUAAUGGGCAGUGUCUGAAGGUUGCAUGUUGAUGACAGCUGAUGCCCCAAGCCAGAGUGGUCAAAAUGUUCUCUUGUAUCUUUAUUGGGCAGUGCUCUCUUUUAUUGUGUAAUAAAGCUAAAUAGCUGCCUAAAUAUUCUAAAGAAACGGUGCAGCUUCAGCCAACCUCUAUUACAGGUCGAUAAUGCAAAGAGUGAAUGAAACUUGCUCCCUGAUCACUUAAGCUUUCUGUGAAAUGAAGACCAGAAUUUUUCUUAUAUUAGAGGUAUUUGAAGGCUAUUAAACGCAUACUUUACAACUCCAAAAGAAAAGUUAUGAUGUAACCUUAGGUUAAUAGGAUACAAAGGAUUUCUAUGGGGAUGGUGCAAAAUUAUGUUAUCAUAAGCUGGCCUAUUUGCUAGUGUUUGUCAGUAGCUGGUUUUCUAAAGUUAUGUUGCAAAGUUAACAUUUGAAGACGGAACUCUUCAGUUCAAAAGUGAGAUUUGGACAAGUUAUGGCUGUGGAUGCAUUGUGUUGAUGUCCUGUUGGUUGCUGUGGUUAUUGAAAAUCUGUUGGUUUUGUUUUGAUAACUUUGUAAUUUGUACAGAAAGAUGACCCAAUCCCUCUGGUAUCCCUCUUUUUCUCUCUUUUAUGAGUUUGCAAUAUAAUAGUCUCAAGCUUUAUUUAAUUUUAUACAGUAAUCACAAGUGCUGUGUUUUUUUAUGGCUGUUUGAUAAUGUGAUGAGUGAAAUGUUAUGAUUCAUAAUUAUUUUUUAUUUCAUGAAGGUUGUAUUUUACAGAUGUCUCAAACUGCUUUAGCAGGCACAAAGAGAUUCUAGGCUGGUUGAUCAGGGUUAUGAGAAUGAGAUGGCUAUACUUUGUAAAUCAGUUGCAUCGGUCACUUUAACACUUUGAAGUGUAUGAAGUGAAGAAUUUCAGUGACCAGCUCUGUGGUUACGUGACACAUCUUUGUAAUCAGCUUAUUGUUUGAAAAUAAAUCAACCAGAAAAUGACA
Messenger RNA from Pomacea canaliculata, 7200 nucleotides. RefSeq names its product BTB/POZ domain-containing protein KCTD20-like. The record is from RefSeq and is a predicted model, not a curated record. Gene Ontology annotation, molecular function: protein binding. Gene Ontology annotation, biological process: positive regulation of phosphorylation. The transcript is spliced from 10 exons. NCBI's taxonomy places the organism in Eukaryota, Metazoa, Mollusca, Gastropoda, Architaenioglossa, Ampullariidae. The coding region runs from base 1438 to 2835 and encodes 465 amino acids. Gene Ontology annotation, cellular component: cytoplasm.